Messenger RNA from Trematosphaeria pertusa, 1263 nucleotides. Its product is annotated as Phosphotyrosyl phosphatase activator. The transcript has a single exon. The record is from RefSeq and is a predicted model, not a curated record. The annotation marks the transcript as partial. Lineage: Eukaryota; Fungi; Ascomycota; Dothideomycetes; Pleosporales; Trematosphaeriaceae. Gene Ontology annotation, cellular component: nucleus; cytoplasm; protein phosphatase type 2A complex. Gene Ontology annotation, molecular function: peptidyl-prolyl cis-trans isomerase activity; protein tyrosine phosphatase activator activity. Gene Ontology annotation, biological process: mitotic spindle organization.
GAUCCCUCCCCGCCCCCCGAUCUCAGCAACAAGAUCCCGAAGCUCGUCCCCCGCAAGCGCGCCCCCGUCAAGCGUGAAGCGCCGGCUGCCCCUCCCCCGCCGACGCCGCCGUUACCUCCGCCGCCAGAUCUCACAGAGCAUACGUACGUGCACCCGUCGCGGAGGAUCCUGAGCCCGGAGGACCAUGAGCUGUUUCUCCAGAGUCCGGCCUGCAAGCUCGUGGAAGCCUUCAUCUUCGGGCUCGCAGACAGCGUGCGCGACAAGCCCAUCUCGAGCGUGAAGAAAGACGAAGUCUCCCCCGUCGUCAAGACGAUUCUGCACCUCCUCAAGGAAGCAGAAGCCAUACUCGACCGCUGCCCGCCCGAAGACACCGGCUCGCGCUUCGGCAACCCCGUCUUCCGCACCUUCCUCGACGAAGUCGCCGCCGCCCUCCCAGCAUGGCACGCGCAGCUGCACCUCACCGACGCUGCGCAAGUAAACGAGAUAUCAUCCUACCUGCACAACAGCUUCGGCAACAAGCGCCGCAUCGACUACGGCUCCGGCCACGAGCUGAACUUCUUCCUCUGGCUGCUGUGCCUGAACCGGCUGUCGCUGCUCCCGCCGCCGACGUUCCCCGCGCUCGCGCUCGUCGUGCUGCCCGCAUACCUGCGCCUCAUGCGGAAGAUACAGGAAGCGUACUAUCUCGAGCCCGCGGGUAGCCACGGCGUCUGGGGCCUGGAUGACUACCAGUUCCUGCCGUUCCUGUUCGGCGCGAGCCAGCUGCUGCACCACGCGUACAUCACGCCGAAGGCGAUACACAACCAGCUCGUGCUGGAGGAAGAGGGGCCCGAGUACUUGUACAUCGACCAGGUUGCCUUCGUGAACAGCGUGAAGAACGUCGAGGGGCUGCGCUGGCACUCGCCCAUGCUGGACGACAUAUCCGCGGCGAAGUCGUGGGUCAAGAUCGAGGCUGGCAUGCGCAAGAUGUUCGUCAAGGAGAUACUGGAGAAGUUGCCCGUCAUGCAGCACUUCCUGUUUGGGAGCUUGAUACCGGCUGUUGAGGGGAUGAGUAAGGAGGACGAUUUUGGACUGGGGGAUGAAAGCGAGGAUGAGGAAGGCGGGGAGGUCAAGGUGUUUACGGAUGAGGAGGGGACGAGGCAUGUGCAUUCGCAGGCCGGAUGGGGCGAUUGCUGUGGGAUUAGAGUGCCGGCUGCGGUCGGGGCAGAAGGAGAGGAAAGGAAGAUGGGCAUGGGGCACCGGCUGAGGAGGGUGCCGUUUGAUUGA